Iphiclides podalirius (scarce swallowtail) is the source of this 225-nucleotide messenger RNA. NCBI's taxonomy places the organism in Eukaryota, Metazoa, Arthropoda, Insecta, Lepidoptera, Papilionidae. The record is from the annotation of a GenBank genome assembly.
AUGAAGAAGAUCCUGAUUUUCCUGGCGCUCAUAGUGGUCGUGUGCUACGCGGCCUCGUCCGAAGCGGAGGGCGACGCCCUGCCAGAAGACGGCGACGUGCCCCUGGACAAGAUGCAUGACCCCUUCUACAACCGCUGCCUCUCCCGACUCUCGCUCGACCCCCGUAUGAGAAUCUAUUUGCGGAAUCCUCUAUUCAUACGCUACUUGAGACAUCGGUGUCCUUUC